Molecule: messenger RNA, 764 nt
Organism: Symsagittifera roscoffensis
Lineage: Eukaryota; Metazoa; Xenacoelomorpha; Acoela; Convolutidae
Product: N-acetyl-D-glucosamine kinase-like
Exons: 4
Coding region: 231-764 (177 amino acids)
Molecular function (GO): N-acetylglucosamine kinase activity
Source: RefSeq, a predicted model, not a curated record
UAGUUAAAUACGUACAAUGAGUGUUGCUGCUCUCAUUUCAGAUUCAAUUUUUGUCGCUCUUUGAAGUUCAACCUAAGAGGCCACUGAGUUGAUUUUGAACUCUGAACUGUGUUGUGUUAGUGACUUUUGAGUGUGUUUGCUGCUGCUAUCUACUUACUCCUUAUAUAGUACAGCCAAUCCUCACCUUGCCGGGCUGCGCAUUGAUCUGUAGAUUCCGUCAGAGCAAUCAGAUGGCGACUGCGCAGAAGCAAACGCUAUACGCAGGUGUUGAAGGUGGUGGCACAGGUUCCAAGAUAUCAGUUCUGGAUGAGGGUGGAAAUCUCCUGGCCACCGCAUACGGCUCGGAGUCCAACGUUUGGGUGAUAGGUAUCGAUAAAUGUCUGGAGACGAUUCACAACCUUGUACAGGAAGUGAAGAAGAAAGCCAACAUCACUGAAAAUCAGGCCUUCCGCUCACUCGGUCUGUCGUUGAGUGGAAGUGACAAUGCGGAAAUGCAGAAGGAGAUGAUUCGUCUGAUGAUGGAGAGAUACCCCACAGACAGCGAGGAGAUCAACAUGUCCACAGACACCUUCGGAGCACUGGCUACUUCUGCCAAGUAUGGAAUAGUGGUGAUCAGUGGCACAGGACACAAUACUAUGCUCAUCAAUCCCAAUGGGGAGUCACAUAACUGUGGCGGGUGGGGACAUAUUCUAGCGGAUGAGGGAAGCGGUAAGUGGAACAGUGUCCACCUCCUCCUUCAAUGGCACAACAGUAGUGAUAUUUGA